AAAUGGAGUGUUUCGUUGCUUGAUCAGACAGUGAAUCACACUAUUUACACGAUUUACUGCUCUGGGAGCCGAGACACCUGCGAGCCUACUUUUGCGAUAACAGCGAAGUCAAGCUUGUGUUCACCUGGAAGCCGCACUAAGACCCGUGGGCAGUCCCCGGACCUCACUUUGGAGACCCUUUUGGAGGCAAACAGUGAGUCUCCUACCAGACGAGGGGAGCGCCUGUCGACUUUAAAGAGUCGAUUGAGCGCUGCGCAAAGGUGGAGUGUGAAAAACACCGAAAAGAAAGCAACCGCAGGUGUGUCGGAUGAAAGAACAGGCCGGCAACUAGGAACCGACUUGGCUCGCCAGUGAAGCUCGGAUAAUCACGUUUUUGUGAUGGAGUGGCGUGAGCAAUCCUCAGUCAGCUGCGAUGAAGCGUACUUGGAGGCGCAGAGAUGGAUCGAGGCAGUAACCAAGAAAAAAUUUGGGAGCAACGACUUCCGAUCAGCGCUGGAGAAUGGCGUUCUGUUUUGUGACCUGAUCAACAAGAUCAAGCCUGGCGUUAUCAAGAGGGUUAACAGGCUGCCCACGCCUAUUGCCGGACUGGACAACCUAAACGUCUUCCUCAAAGCCUGCGGGAAGCUCGGACUAAAGGAAGCACAGCUCUUUCACCCCGGAGAUCUGCAAGACCUGUCCACCAGAGUUACAGUCAAGCAUCAAGAGACCAACAGGAGGCUGAAAAAUGUGUUGAUCACCAUUUUUUGGCUGGGUAGAAGAGCUCAGUGUGAACGUUUCUAUGAUGGACCUUACUUAAAUUUCAAAGCAUUUGAAGGAUUAUUGGGCACAGCGCUAUACAAGACUCUCCAGGAAUCAUCCAGCCAGAGAGGUAGCAACGUCAGAGACAGCGGUUUCGGAGAUAGCUGGUACUCGGAGCGAGAGGACUUCUACCAUCUGAGCGGCGGCGGAGGAGGAGAAGAAGGAGGAGGACACAGGAGGGACGACUCCUUGGACAGCUUGGACUCUUUGGGCUCCCGACCCCACAGCAUCUCAUCUGAAGCCACACUCAAAGGCAGCAGCGAGGGUUGUUCCAGUGACACCGAGGCCGACUCCGUCUUCAGGAUGUCUGACAACAAGGAUUCUCUCUCUUACCGCCGGUCGGCAGUCAUCACUCCCAAAUCCAGCACCCAGUUUAACCAGUUCCUGCCCACUAAAGACAAACCUUCAGGGUAUGUGCCUGCUCCGCUGAGGAAGAAACGGGCCGAGCGCAACGAGGACGGCCGGCGCAGCUGGGCCAACCCCACCUACGAGGACGAAAGCGUACUCACCAGACAGCAACCCACGCAAGAGAGUAUCGACGGGAGUAAAUCAACGGGAGAUAUCAACGUCGACCCCGCCAUCGCCCGGAAGAUUCGCUAUGAGGAGCUGCAGAAGUUUCGCGAGCAGGUUAAGGAAAGUGAGGAUAAGUGGCAGGAUGACCUUAACAAAUGGAAAAACCGGCGCCGGAGUGUCAACUCUGACAUAGUGAAGAAGAAAGAGGAAAGGGAGAAGAUAGAGGAGAUUACGUACGGCGGCAACAGAAAGUCCAAGACCUUCAGGGAGAUCCAGGAGGACAGAGAAAAUAAGGGAAGGAACAGCAUUGGGAGUCGCCUUUCAUCUCUCUCUUACUCUGACGACACCGAGGACGUAUUUGAGAGACCUGUUGUUACCCCGCGUACCAGGACCCUCCAGCCCAGAGCCUACACUAUUGACACUCCUUCCCUCUCCUUGGAGUCCUCUAAGCCCUCUUCUAAAGAGGAAGAACCUCUCGCUGCUCCUGAGGCUCCUGGAAGGGCCGCUUCGCCCCCCACCACACGGAGACUUGACGUCGCAGACGGUCCCAAAUCUCCAUCCGCCAUCACUCCAGCCAGCCGUGGCGCUCCCAACAGCUCUCCAGCACCCGAACCUUUGAAGAGGACUUCGUUCUUAGAUCUCACCAGCACAGCCAAGAAAGACGAGCCCACGACUCUCGUCUCCACUCCGAGCUUCGUACAAAAGGUGCCCGAGCCGCAGCGCCCAUUGUGGGGCGCACAGACGAAGGUGGAGGCCCCCUCCCUUAGCUCCCUGCACAAACAACAACCACAGCUCAGCUCAAUGGAACCCAAGCCUCCCGGGGUGUCUCAGGUUUCCGCCUCCCUCCCCAGGAGCUACCAGAGAUCGGAUAGCCUGCGUCUAACCUCAGUUGUCACGCCAAGGCCCUUCGUGGCCCAAACCUCCCGUAUCACCUCUCUUCCUCGACCCUUUUCAAUGGACAACACCCAGAAUCGCGUCAACGGCAACGUUGAGGUUUCUAAGAAGACAUCGGUGCCGAGCCGAUACCACCAGUUCAUGACCUCUGAGGACGAAGCUCACUCUAGCUCAGCACACAGCAGCGAAGAAGAAGAAGAGGAGGAGGAGGAGGAAGAGACUCCAGCAAAGAGCAUCACCCCUGUCCAGAGCGUCUCACCUGUCCCUCCUCACGUCAAGAGUGCAGCUCCCAUCAGCCCCGUUCCAGCCAAAGAAACCAGCCAGGAGAACAGCUGUGAGAUGAGGAUCAGCCUGAACCAGAAGCCAAACAGCAGCAGAGACUUUGGCUUCCAGGCAGAUUGGGAUUCAACAGGAGCUCGCGUCACAUCCAUCCAGCCAGGCAGCCAGGCCGAGAUGUGCAAGCUCCAGACUGGAGACGAGGUGCUGACGGUGAACGGGCACCAGGUGGCAAAAAUGAGCUACACAGAGUGGAAGACCCGCAUGGAGGAGGCUCUGCAAGAGGGCGGCCUGGUUAUGGAUGUGCGCCGUCAUGGCCAGAACAACUGGGACAGAGAUCAACCUUCCCUGCCAUUUAAAAUCCAUAAGACCAUCAAUCUGACCAGUACGGAUCAUCCGAUACUUCUAGGUUCACCUGAAACAAACAAUGUCAAGUCCAGCCUGGAUUUCACUUCACUCACCUCCACCGAAACGCUGUCACCCAAAGAGACCCCGGCUCGCCCGGCUUUCGAAGUGGCUGCAAACGGAGUUAAUGGAGGUUUCCGAGAGGAGCCGGUGACCAUGAGGAACAAAGAGUCAGAGCCCUUGUCUUUGAAAAACUUAAAACGGAGGUCAGAGUUUUUUGAACAAGGUGGCUCAGCGUCCAGUGUCAGUGCGCUGGUCUUCCUCUGUGGAGGACCAGAGUCUGCAAUGCCAGAUAUACCUGUUCCUGCAAUCACUCUGUCUACCAACCGCUGGUCUUUGGACAUAGAGGAGGAGCGCAGAAGGCAAGAGCAAUGGCAAAAGGAACAAGAACGCCUCCUACAGGAGAAAUAUAAGCGCGAUCAGGAGAAACUGAAGGAAGAGUGGCUCAAGGACCAGCAGGAGAUUGUCACCGGGAACCAAGACCAGCCUCAGAACCUGCAGGUGUACAACCACAGCGUCAGCCCACGCUCACCCCUGUCUCCGGUGAGCCUGCCCGUGACCUUUCAGUGGGAAGAGGAGGAGAGAAAGAGGAAGGUGGAGCAGGAGCGCCAAAGGCAGGCGGAGGAGAAGAGGAAGAGGGAAGAGGAGGAGAGAGACCUGCAGCGUCUCCAGGAGGAGAGGAAGCGGAGAGAACGGCAGGAGGAAGAGGAGAGGAGGAAGCGGCUGGCGGAGGAGCUGAAAUUGCAAAAGAAGAGGGAGGACGAGUGGGAGGAGGAGAGGAGGAAGAAGGAAGCUGCAGAGCAGCAGCUCAGAGAGGAGAGAGCCUCCAUGCAGGCGCAGCCGCAGUGGCCUGGUGGCUCCCAUGGCUUUGCCAAUUUCCAGCCUUCACUGUCCUUUACAGACAGGGAAAAAUCCAAAUCAUCCCCCCAGCUUGAUGAAGAGGACAACCCUCAGCAGAAAGGUGUGUAUGGGCAGCCGAGGGGCAUGGCUCAGCGGCUGCUGGAAGAGCAGUUGAGGACUGCACAUAACAGAGAACUCCAACUCCAGAGGGCUUCAUCACUGCUGGAGCUGGAGCGAAGAGACAUACUCCAUGCAAUGAGAUACAGAGAACCAGAGAGAGUGACGGGAAGUGCAGUCGGCGACAAGAAGGGUCAGCAGUCCCCGACGCAGGCCGAACUUGAGCGGCAGCAGAUCCUCAACGAGAUGAAGAAGAAGACUCCACUGCUGACGGACGGAAGCUGGAUCCGCCAGAACUCCACCAGCGCCACCACCAAGAAGGAGCUAGACAUGCCGUCCAUGCGCAGGGGUGAGUCUCUUGACAACUUGGACUUCAAGUCUCGGCGCUCAUCAUGGACUACCAGAAGCAACUCUUAUGUCCAAAACUACUCUCGGCCUCAGUCUGCCUUAGCCGGUAGCGAUUUCACUUACGGUGGAAAAUCAGGAUCGUGGCGGGCUGGGUCUUCCACUCUUCCAUCCUCCUAUUCCCUGACCUCCCUCCGAGGCAGGUCAGCGACCCCCUCGUCCCCUUGGUACCUGCAGUCGCCUUCCCCCUCAUUUUCUUCACCUGCAACCUCUCCAGAGCCCAUUCCUGAGACAGAUACCCUUCAGCAGCGGAGCAGGUCAGUGAGUGGAAAGAAAAUCUGUACGUUCUGUGACAACCCGCUGGGAAAGGGAGCAGCCAUGAUCAUCGAGUCCCUCGGGCUCUGUUAUCAUUUGGGGUGUUUUAAGUGCAUCGACUGUAAGUCUGACCUUGGAGGAACGGAAGCUGGUGCUGAAGUCAGGAUACGAAACAAACAGCUCUACUGUAACUCCUGCUACAUGCGAUUCAAAACCGGCCAGCCAACACAUAUGUGAUGUGACUGUUCUCCAGCAGAUUGAUGAAGAGACUACUUGCGACAACAACCCAUGAGCUUUAAAGAGAACAUUGAAGCCAUUAAAAAUAACCUGGUUUGGACAUAAUGCCAUUCAUGACUCUAGGAAACACCGGGAAGCUCCGUAAUGAGAAUCAUAUGUGUUUUGACAGUGCGUGAUUGAGGGGACAAGCUUGCAAACAAGUUAACUACUUUUGUGUUUAUAUCGUAUUAAGUAUUACAGCUGUACAAAGUGUAAGGGUUCUGCAUGCAUGAGUUUUUUUUUUUUUUUUAAACGUUUUAGUCAUGAAACUAGUCAAGAAAUAAAAUGAUUCCAGGAGAAAAUCCUUCUUCUGACCUUCACUUAUAAAGAUUUUAUAGAUAAUGAGAGAGAACCUGCAGUUUAAUCUCCUCUUUAUCAUGCUUCUUUUUCCCACUGUAUUUUGUGGUAUUAACGUGUUUGUCGACCAUGCUAUUCUUAUCAUGUCUACGUGCCUUUUUCGUUUGUAAUGGGGAGAAGUAAUUAAAAUUAUUAGGCUUAUAUUUAAGAAAACAAAUGUCUGCUUGGAUAGCACUUGCUAAGUGAUGAACGAUGGAAUGAUGACAUUGAGGAUACAGUAAUAUUGUAAAUAAAAUGACUAAAUGCUC
Molecule: messenger RNA, 5384 nt
Organism: Mugil cephalus (flathead mullet)
Lineage: Eukaryota; Metazoa; Chordata; Actinopteri; Mugiliformes; Mugilidae
Product: LIM domain only protein 7-like
Exons: 32
Coding region: 379-4740 (1453 amino acids)
Biological process (GO): regulation of signaling; regulation of cell adhesion
Molecular function (GO): DNA binding; protein binding
Source: RefSeq, a predicted model, not a curated record